Molecule: messenger RNA, 327 nt
Organism: Oikopleura dioica
Lineage: Eukaryota; Metazoa; Chordata; Appendicularia; Copelata; Oikopleuridae
Source: the annotation of a GenBank genome assembly
AUGACUAUGUGCUGGCAUUUGCUCGGCAACUCGCUUCUAGCGGCUGCUCCCGGGCACACUUGCGAGUAUAAUCAGCUUUCCGAAGAUUUGCAGAGCCAUCAGGAUUGGGAAGGGUUCAUUCCUGAUUAUCAAUGCGCCCUGAACAAUCAUUCCUUGACCGCCGAAGCGCACAAAAACCUCGACGACGUCAGCUUUCAAGCUCUCCGAAGACUCUUCGUCUUCAACAACGCCACUUCGGCGAAAGAAUGCAGGCAGGUGAACUACAACUCGUACACUGACAAUUGGAGAAAUGGAAAACGAAGCCAAGAAAGAGUUCAAAAAGAAUGA